CGAUGUGGCGUUGCUUGACACUUUAUCUGGUAGUGUCUGCGUCAGCGGCGUCCGACUACUACCAGAGGCGCGCCGUUCUGAUCGAAAAAUCGCAAAAUCGCUCGAUCGGCGCGGACCUCGUGCUUAACGCGGACGAAAGAAAAGUGAACCGACUCCUGAUGCAGCUCAAGCACCGCGAAUUCGACGCCGGGUUCAAAGACCCGGAAAAAUUCCUGCCGCUGCGGCAUUUCUUCCUCGCGCGAGACAACAUCACCAGAUCCGGCGUGUUUAAACUCAUCAGGCAGAUGCCCAAGGGCGCGUCCCUACACUCGCACGACCUGGGGCUCGUGUCCGACGCUUACGUGUUUCAUAACCUCACUUUCCGGAAGAAUCUGUGGGCGAAACCGGACCCGGAGGGGCGGUACACGUUCAGGUUCUCCCGCACCGUACCAGACGACGACGGGUGGGAAGAGGUGGACGCCCUUAGGCGUUCCGACCCUUCGUUCGACGCCCGGCUCAGGGCUCAGCUGACGCUCGUAGUCCCCGAUCCCUUUACCGCGUACUCCGACAUCGACGUCAUCUGGCGGGUGUUCGAGGGCGUCUUUAGAAGCGUCGGUUCCUUGCUCGCCUUCAGGCCCGCGUUCGAGGACUACUUUUACCGCGCUCUCGAGGAACUCCACGAAGACAACGUCAAAUAUCUCGAGUUCAGGGGCCUGCUGCCCGAAGUCUACGACCUGGACGGCCGAGUCUACACCCCCGAGGAGGUGCUCGGUUUGUACGACGCGACCGCUACGCGUUUCAAGCGGGCACACCCGGAUUUCGUCGGUGUCAGGUUCAUCUACGCGCCGAGUAGGCGCGUCAACGCGAGCGUCGUAGCGGACUACGUCGCGCUGUACGAGCGGCUCCACGCCGGGAAAUACUCGAAAUUCCUGGCCGGAUUCGACCUAGUCGGCCAGGAAGAUCUCGGGCGAACGCUGCUCGAUUUCGUGCCGCAACUCUUGACCCUCGGGAACCGCACGAAGUUCUUCUUUCACGCCGGCGAAACCGACUGGUCCUACGAGCCGUCCGACCUCAACCUGUACGACGCGGUCCUAUUGAACGCUACGCGUAUCGGUCACGGCUACGCCAUUUUGAAACAUCCGGAACUGUUGCGGAUAGUCAAGGAGCGCGCGAUCGCGAUCGAGGUGGCGCCCAUAUCGAAUCAGGUGCUCAAACUAGUAGACGACGUGCGAAAUCACCCGGCAAACUUCCUCGUCGCCAACGGGUACCCGGUGGUGAUAGCGUGCGACGAUCCGGGCCUGUGGGGCGCCAGGGGGCUCAGUUUCGAUUUUUACGUCGCGUUCAUGGGGUUAUCGGGACGCGAGGGCGACCUGAGGCUGUUGAAGCGGCUCGCCAUCAACUCGAUCGAGUACAGCAGCUUGGACGAGAGGCGGAAGAGGUACGCGAUGAAACGGUGGCGCCAGGAGUGGGACCAGUUCGUCGCGGGCGUGAUCCGAAGCUCGGAGACCGAAUAAAAGAUCGAAUUCGGAGGAUUCGGCGUUUUAUUUAACGCGUGGGGAAGUUUUUACCUAAUAUUUUCCUUCUUCUUCUUUUAUAAACUUCAAACCAACAUUAUAAUUGUUUUGUGAUUUUUGCAAGCGGCAUUUUUCCUUACUAUCAAUAGAAAAUGUUAUCGAAAGGAAAUCCUUUUUUUUUCUAGCACUUUUCGAAAAUACUUUUCUAAAUGGCUGUUAUACUGAAAAAAUAUUAUUCAUUUAAUUUGAUUUAUAUGAAAUUAUUAAGAAAAAAUAAUAACAAUCGUUGAACUGAGGUAGCUUUUACUUUUAUUAAGAAAAAGUAAUAAUAGUCGUAUUGUUACAACAGUUUUUUUUUAAUUUUCUUCUUUCUUUUUUGUGACUUUUUCAAGCGCCAUUUAAAAAUGCCUUUGGUUCAUAUAUUUCUUUGUUACUAUCAAUAGAAGACUCAUUUUUCAAUGUUUGUUUGCAUUUUCUCUCCUGUGAAGCGUGAAAUGUAUCGAAAGGAAAUCCUUUUUUUUCUAGAACUUUUUAAAAAUACUUUUCUAAAUGGGUGUUAUACUGACAAAAUGAAUUAUUUGAUUUUGAUGUAUUUUAAACUAUUAAGAAAAAGUAAUAAUAAUCGUAUUGUUAUAAUUUUGAUUAUCAAAAAUCGCGUUUUUAACGCGGGAGACAUUUUUUGUUUGUAAACUUUAAUUUUUUUUAUUUCCUUUUUUCUCUUUUGUGAUUUUUUUAAGCGCGAGAUACCUUUGGUUCAAAUAUUUUUUGUUACUAUCAAUAGAAGACGCAUUUUUCAAGAUUCGCUCGCCUUUUCUCGUCAAUGUUAUCUAGGGGAAAUCCUUUUUUUCUUUAGCACUUUUUGAAAUUUUUUGUUCUAAAUAGUUGUUAUACAGGCAGAAUGAAUGAUUUGAUUUGGUUACAUUCAAAAGACGUCCGCAUGAGACAUUUUUUAUUUGUAAAUUUUAUUUUUUUUUAAUUUUUCUUUCCUCUCAGUAAUAUGUAUCGCUAACUUCUGCGUCCACCGUCCCCCUUCUGUUUCUUUUAUAUACUUUAAACCAACGUUAUAAUUGUUUUGUGCUUUUUUCAAGCGCCAUUUAAAAAUACCUUUACUUUAAAUAUUUUGCAGGGUUUGCUCGCGUUUUCUCCUUUCUUUGAAUGGUAAAAUGUUAUGGAGAGGAAAUCCUGUAGCACUUUUUAAAAAUACUUUUCUAAAUGUUUACAAUUUUGGUUAGUAAAAAAUUGAAUGUAAAGACUUUGUUGUUUUUUUUUGUUUAUUUUUUUUUUUGCUUGAUAAUAAUAAUAAUAACAUAUCCUGUUUUAUAAAAACAGACCAUAUAAUUUCAUGAUUAUUUAUUUAACGAGUGGGACACUUUUUAUUUGGAUUUUUUUUUUAUUUUCCUUUUUUUCGCAUUUGUAGCUAUAGCUUCUUCGGCCACCGAACCCAUGGUUCUUUCAUAUACUUUAAAUCAACUUUAUGGACAAAGGACACAUGACAAAUUUAUUGUUUGUCAUUUAAUCGAUAGUAUUCUUAAAAAAUAAUAAUAAUGCUUGCUAUUGGUAAUAAUUCUGGUUCGUUUUGGUCGGUAAAAGGCCGAUUGUAAACGUGUUGGUGUUUUAUGUAAAGACGGGUUCAUUUGUUAUUAAUUUUCGUUCCCUUUAUUUUUUUUUUCUCAGUAGUACUUAAAGAUAACUUCUGCGUCCACCUUCUUUUUUCAUAUACUUUAAGUCAAGGUUAUAUAUUGUUGUUAUUAAUAAAAAAUAAUAACAAUCGGUGAUUAUUAUCAGUUUUUUAAUUGAAAUUAUAAAAAAAAUCGUAUUGUCCAUAAUUUUAAUUAGUGAAAAAGGCUUUCGUGUUUCAUUUAACGCGUGACGCAUUUUUUAUUUGUUUAUUUCCGUUAUCAUUAUUUUUCUUUUUGCUUGGCAGUAAGUGUAGUGUGCGUCAACAGUCUCCCUUCUUUUUCUUCUAGUUCUGAUUAAUAAAAGAUGGGUCGUAAGAGAUUGUUUAACAAUUUUUUAUUUUUACAUUUUCCUUUUCAAUCCUUUUUCAGUAGUAGCUAACAUCUGUAUCAUAUAUAUCAUCUGUAGCAUAUCCGACAAUUCUAAUUUGAUUUAGUUAUUAAUAAAAAUAUAUAUAAUAAUCUCGUUAAUAGUCACGAUGCAUUAAUUAACAGUCCCGCAUAUUGGCGGUUGGAAAUAAAUAAAAUAUUUGCGAAAUGAAAUUAUUUCCUAGAUUUAAGCGGGCGUGUAUGCAAACUCGAGGGGUCGGGGACGGGUGGGCGCGAAACCCGCCAAAUUAAAUAACGAAAAAGGAGACGUGCGUCCGACGCUUCAUUAUUUAAACAAAACGCGCUUUUGUUGCGGAUUAUUUAUGCGGGGC
Molecule: messenger RNA, 3870 nt
Organism: Cylas formicarius (sweet potato weevil)
Lineage: Eukaryota; Metazoa; Arthropoda; Insecta; Coleoptera; Brentidae
Product: adenosine deaminase 2-like
Exons: 2
Coding region: 3-1493 (496 amino acids)
Biological process (GO): adenosine catabolic process; inosine biosynthetic process
Molecular function (GO): adenosine deaminase activity
Source: RefSeq, a predicted model, not a curated record